CAUCACACAGCAUAUACUUUUCCUCUUCACAGACAUCUCCUUCUUCCUUCUAUAAAUGAAGGAUGGAGUGUGCCAAGGUGAGGCUUGAAGCCAGCAGCAUCUCCCUCUCCCCUCUCUUCUGAUCUGUGAGGUCGGUCAGCGUCUUCUUCAUCUCUUUCCUCCUCCUCCCUUUUCAUCAUUGGAGAAAUCAGCAAUCUAAGUAGCAGGAGGAAGGAGCGAAGCGAGGCAGGCAUGGCCGGGACCUCAUCCUACUCUUCCUCCCCCUGCGCUUCACUUGGCUCCCUCGACGACGUCUCCGUCAAGCCCACGCGCGCCAUCAAGUUCCUCUGCAGCUACGGCGGCAAGAUCCUCCCACGUUACCCCGACGGCAAGCUCCGUUACGUAGGCGGCCACACGCGCCUCCUCGCGGUCGAUAGAUCCAUCUCUUUCUCAGAGCUGCAGGUGAAGCUGAGGGAGUUGUGCGGGUGGGGUGCGGUGAGCCUCCGGUGCCAGCUGCCGACGGAGGAUCUCGACGCCCUUAUCUCCGUCACCUCCGACGAGGACCUCGCCAACCUAGUCGAGGAGUACGACAUCGCGAGCCGAGACCGGCCUUCCCCUCUAAAGAUCCGAGCCUUCCUUUUCCUCACCCCGCCAUCAUCGUCCUCCUCCUCCAAACCUUCCCCCAAAACUAGUCCUACCAUCCCUAUCUCCAUAGGCCGGCCUCCGUUCAUCGCCACCGAGCGCUGCGUCCACUGGGUCUCCGUGCCGGCAAAGUUGUAUAGCCGGUACGGAAUGCCCGCCGCAUCGACCACCGUGGGGCAUACUCGCUUCCACAGCCACCACCACCAUAGCCAUGGCAGCCCGAGAGCAUGCAGCUAUCUCGUGCAUAACGGGAGCCACUUGCAAUAGGUACUUAUGGAAGAAGAAAGAACAGUUCAAGGUAAAGGUGGAGGAGAACAACAAAUGAUACGGGACAGAGAAGUAUUGGAGCGAGCAUCUAAAUUAAUGUAAACAGAGGAAGAAAGGAUUGUACCUAUCCAUUUUAUCACACGAACACUCAAGAAUUAAGAAGACCAACAGAAUAAGAAAACAAGUCCUUAAAACGUCGAUUGCUCUGAUGAUUUCUUCUUCAUUCUGCGUUCUCUGUUGUGUUUGGAUCACCAUUCUGCUCCAUGUUUUGUCUUCCAUGCCUUUGCCGCCUGCGCCUCCCGUUUGUUUCUUGUGUUGCUACCUCUUUAACCCGUUCACUCUUCAUUCAGGUGUUCCACGUUAGGUUCAAGCCUCUGUUCAUCUUCUUGGUCUUAUGCUUCAGGCUUUCGCAUUAGUAUUUGCUCUUUAUCAUCUAUUCUUUCUGCUUUAUUUGGUGUCUUUUAUCUGCCUCUCCUUUCCAUC
Messenger RNA from Musa acuminata AAA Group (dessert banana), 1371 nucleotides. RefSeq names its product protein PAL OF QUIRKY. Lineage: Eukaryota; Viridiplantae; Streptophyta; Magnoliopsida; Zingiberales; Musaceae. Bases 232 to 888 code for a protein of 218 amino acids. The transcript is spliced from 2 exons. The record is from RefSeq and is a predicted model, not a curated record. Gene Ontology annotation, molecular function: protein binding.